UACUUGCGACUUCAUUUCGGGCAACACUGGUCACAUAAUCACACUAUCUAGUUGAUUUUGAUUUCAGGCGACUUUAAAUUAGACCUUUUUGUAUUAAAUAAUAUAGAAUAACACUUGACAACUCCUAGGUUAGUUGCUACACAAGAUGUUGGCACGCGUCUUACGAGUGGGUCCACUGAUGCGAACUCGGAUCGGACUGGCCUCCUCCACCUUAUAUACACGUAACACUCACUGCCAUACACAGAUGAGGCAGUUGAUCAAAAAUGUCCCCGAGUUAAGAUUAACGAAGCCCUGGGAACGUCUAAAUGGGAGAGCAUCACUUGUGAUGGCCUCCCGUUUUUAUAGCCGUAGGCGUGAUGACUCUGAUGAAGAUAUCAUGGCUGAUCAACCGACGGAAUUAUUGUCCGAUCGGGAUGCACAAUUGCCGGCAACAGUGGCUGUGCCGGAUGUUUGGCCUCAUGUUCCUCUACUCGCAAUGCGUCGAAACCCUUUAUUUCCACGAUUCAUGAAGAUUGUUGAGGUUUCAAAUCCUGUCAUCAUGGAUUUACUGCGACGUAAGGUCAAGCUGAAUCAACCGUACUUGGGCGUGUUUCUUAAAAAGAAUGACGGCGAAGAUGAGCUUGUCUAUAAUCUCGAUGAGGUCUAUAGCCUUGGCAGUUUUGCUCAAAUUCAGGAACUGCAAGACUUGGGCGACAAACUGCGUAUGGUUGUAGUAGCCCAUCGUCGAAUCCGUAUCACCGGCCAAGUGGUGGAAGAUGUACCCGCGCCAAAACCAGUGAAAAUGACAACUUUGCAUUAUCCACUCUUUAAUAUAAAAUUACGCAUCCCAGCUGAAGAUCAGUCGUCGACGUCAGAGGAUAAACCGACUACUGGACGUUCAUCUAAAUCCCGGAAAUCACGUGGACGUUUACCCCAUCAUCAUCGAAAAAGACACCAGGAAAAAACCAAUGAACUCCUGGAAGCCGAGGAACUUGUGCAGCAACAAACUUUAGAAGAACCCCUAAAAUCUGGAAAGUUAGACACCAAGAAUGUUGAGUCUCCAAGUUAUGCAGAAGCCGAAGAGAGCGAUUCUGUUAAGGAUAAGCCUACACCUGUGCUCAUUGUUGAAGUGGAGAAUGUGAAGCAGCCAACGUACAAACAGACCGAGGAGGUCAAGGCCCUCACUCAAGAGAUUAUUAAGACUUUGCGGGACAUCAUCACAAUGAAUCCUCUUUAUAGAGAGAGUCUCCAGCAGAUGCUACACCAAAAUCAACGCGUUGUUGACAAUCCUAUUUAUCUUUGUGAUCUGGGCGCUUCACUAUCCGCCGCCGAACCAGGAGAACUCCAGAAAAUUCUUGAAGAAGUUGAUAUACCACAACGCCUGCAGCUAUCAUUGACGCUUCUUAAGAAAGAACUAGAGCUAUCACGGCUUCAGCAAAAAAUUGGACGUGAGGUGGAGGAGAAAGUAAAACAGCAGCAUCGCAAAUACAUACUGCAGGAGCAGUUGAAAGUGAUCAAAAAAGAAUUGGGCAUUGAGAAGGACGAUAAGGAUGCCAUUGGCGAGAAAUAUAGAGAAAAGCUGAAAGAUAAAACCGUGCCUGAAGCCAUUAAGAAUGUUAUCGACGAAGAGCUGACCAAACUCAAUUUCCUUGAGAGCCACAGCUCAGAGUUUAAUGUCACACGCAACUACCUCGACUGGCUGACCUCUUUGCCAUGGGGCGUAAUCAGCACAGAGAAUCUUUGCCUUGAUAAGGCCACAGAUAUUCUAAACAACGAUCACUAUGGCAUGGAGGAUAUUAAAAAGCGCAUACUCGAGUUCAUUGCGGUUAGCUCACUGAAGGGCACAACGCAAGGAAAAAUUCUAUGCUUCCAUGGUCCUCCUGGUGUGGGGAAAACAAGCAUAGCCCGAUCCAUUGCACGUGCCCUGAAUCGUGAAUAUUUCCGAUUCAGUGUCGGUGGUAUGACAGAUGUCGCUGAAAUCAAGGGACAUCGCCGCACCUAUGUUGGUGCCAUGCCAGGAAAGUUAAUUCAAUGCUUGAAGAAAACGAAAACGGAGAAUCCAUUGGUUCUUAUCGACGAAGUUGAUAAAAUUGGCAAAGGCUACCAAGGCGAUCCAAGCUCUGCUCUGCUGGAAUUGCUUGAUCCCGAGCAAAAUGCCAACUUCCUAGAUCAUUAUUUAGAUGUGCCAGUAGAUCUAUCGCGUGUACUUUUUAUUUGCACGGCCAAUGUGAUCGACACGAUUCCCGAACCAUUGCGAGAUCGCAUGGAACUCAUCGAAAUGUCCGGCUAUGUGGCAGAAGAAAAAGUUGCCAUCGCCCGCCAGUAUUUAAUCCCGCAAGCCAUGAGCGAUUGCGGCUUGACUGAUGAGCAACUAAAUAUAACCGAAGAUUCUUUAAACAUGCUCAUCCGCAGCUAUUGUCGCGAAUCGGGUGUGCGCAAUCUGCAGAAGCACAUCGAAAAGGUCAUUCGUAAAGUGGCUUUCCGCCUGGUUAAAAAGGAGGGAGAUCAUUUCCACAUUAGUGCUGAUAAUCUGACCAAAUUCUUGGGCAAACAGAUUUUCAGUACUGAUCGUAUGUAUGCCACUACACCCCCUGGUGUGGUAAUGGGCCUAGCCUGGACAGCCAUGGGUGGGUCAUCGCUAUACAUUGAGACUUCGAAGCGGCUUGUACGACGAAACAAUAAACCUGAUGCUGCACCUGGUGCACUCAAUAUUACCGGAAAUCUGGGCGAUGUCAUGAAGGAGUCGGCACAAAUUGCUCUCACAGUGGCGCGAAACUUUAUAGCCACCAUUGACCCCAGCAAUAAUUUCCUAGAGCAAGAACACAUUCAUUUGCAUGUGCCAGAAGGCGCAACCCCUAAAGAUGGACCCAGUGCUGGCGUUACAAUAAUCACAGCCUUAGUUUCCUUGGCCCUAAACAAGCCGGUGCGUCAAGAUAUAGCCAUGACUGGCGAGAUUUCCCUUAAGGGCAAAGUCUUGACUGUCGGCGGUAUUAAGGAGAAGGCCAUUGCAGCACGACGCAGCGGAGUAACCUGUCUAAUUCUUCCUAAUGACAAUAAAAAAGAUUUUGAUGAGCUACCAGACUUUAUAACCGAAGGCCUAGAGGUUCAUUUUGCAACCAAUUAUGAGGAUGUCUACCAAAUAGCUUUUGAAGACGAUACAAAUGAGGAGACAUCAGAGGACGCGGCACCGAUUCCGCGACGUGAGAAAAUUUCCGCUGCAGCCGCGCCUUAGUGUUACUUUAAUGUUUAUCAUGGGGGAAUCGUUGGGGUAUAUAUAUGAGAUAUAUAUAUAUAUAUAUGUUGCGUGUAUAUAUAUUUUAUAUUUAGCAAAAGGCAUUUUGUUUUGUUCGAAUGCUGAGUAAAAUUUUGAGUGUAAAAAAGAAAA
Molecule: messenger RNA, 3364 nt
Organism: Drosophila willistoni
Lineage: Eukaryota; Metazoa; Arthropoda; Insecta; Diptera; Drosophilidae
Gene: Lon
Product: lon protease homolog, mitochondrial
Exons: 9
Coding region: 146-3211 (1021 amino acids)
Biological process (GO): protein catabolic process; chaperone-mediated protein complex assembly; protein quality control for misfolded or incompletely synthesized proteins
Cellular component (GO): mitochondrial matrix
Molecular function (GO): ATP-dependent peptidase activity; ATP binding; ATP hydrolysis activity
Source: RefSeq, a predicted model, not a curated record